Messenger RNA from Archocentrus centrarchus (flier cichlid), 1979 nucleotides. It is a transcript of the gene mblac1, whose product is annotated as metallo-beta-lactamase domain containing 1. The transcript has 2 exons. The record is from RefSeq and is a predicted model, not a curated record. Lineage: Eukaryota; Metazoa; Chordata; Actinopteri; Cichliformes; Cichlidae. Bases 36 to 704 code for a protein of 222 amino acids.
GAAACGUCUCAUACCUCUUUCUCUUAACUGCUGACAUGACCGAGAUGGAUAGUGAAGUGCCUCCUACUCUCUUUAAGAGAAUCGCUUUGUCAGAGACUCAGCUGGACUUCUCUGGUCAGCCGUAUUCCGUGUCUAUCCUCAAACCCGGGUAUUGUAGUCCGGAGGCUGACGGGGCCUGCAGAGCCGACGGGACUAUCACUCUUAUAACAGGACUCAGGACAAUCCUGGUCGACACUGGUGGACCGUGGGACCGGGACUUCCUCCUUAUGGCCUUAAAAGAGAGAGGUCUAGAACCGAGGGACAUUCAUUUGGUCGUGGGGACCCACGGACAUUCAGACCACAUUGGAAAUCUGAGUCUUUUUCCAGCAGCAAAGAUGAUAAUAGGAUAUGAUAUUAGUGAAGGGGAUACAUACAGCCCCAACAAACUGGCAGAGGGAAAGAGUUACACUAUUGACGAGCAUGUGUCUAUAAUUCCUACUCCAGGCCACACAGGACAAGAUAUCAGUGUCCAGGUGACGGGAACUUCAGCUGGGACUGUACUUGUUGCAGGAGAUCUCUUUGAGUGCUGCUCAGAUGAGAACAGCUGGCGGGAGCUGAGUAUGAACACUGCAGUACAGGAAGUCAGUCGUCGGGAGGCCUUAUGUGUUGCUGAUGUGAUCAUACCAGGACAUGGACUCCCAUUUAGAGUUCUCAGGGACAAAUGACUCAGCCAUUGGGUUGUAAAUUGAAGUGACUUCGCUGACUGUGAUGUUGUACUGGGAGCAAGAGUGACAUUAUACACUUGGUGACCUCACAGAAUAAGAGCUCCUGGCUGAACGCACAUCUAAACCCCUGUAACAACAGAUGAGUGUAGUUCUUUGUGAUUGUGUGCGACUCGGCCUUAAUUUGUGUUACCCUUCAAAACAGAGUAAAUUCAGAUUCACUUGAAGUUACUGUUAAAAUAAUACAUAAUAAAACAUAAAACAGUUUUAAAAACAUAGUUGCAAAGUGGUUAAUAGAAUUAAAUAAACAUCACUAUAAAAAACAAAUAAGUACAACUACAAAUAAAAAGAUACUACAAAUAAAAGGAUACAUAAAGACUUAAUAUACAAAAAGCCUUAAUAAACAGGUUAAAAAAAGUCAAAGAAAUGAUAAAGGCGAGAUUCCAGAUUUACAAGAAAAAAGAUAUUAUGUAAAAAUAAAUUUUGAGGAGUUAUUUAAAAGUAGUUUGCUAAUCCUAGUUCCUCUAGUAAAGAAUUCCAGUCCUCUAGCACAAAGACAAAACUGAAGGCAGAGAGCCGGCCAACCUCUGAAAAUGGGAAACUGUGUAUAAAAUUGUCUGUACUUCCUAAACACUUAAUACAGUGCCUUUGUAAAACUGCGUCUGAACUCCUCUCACAUCUUGAUUGUUUGAUUUAAAGUGUGUGUGGAGGUUAUGCAGGAGGCAUCCUACUCAGAUUCCCCAACCACCCAACUGGCUCCUUUCAGUGUGGAAUAGUGGCUCUACUCUGAGCCCCUCUCGAUUGCACUCCUCAUCUUAUUUCUAAGGGAGAGGCCGGCCACCCUUCAGAGAAAGCCCAUUUCCAUUGCUAGUUCUUUUGAUCACUACCCAAAGCUUGUGACCACAGGUGAGGGCAGGAAUGUAAACUGACCAGUAAAUGGACAGCUUGGCUUUAUGCUCAGACAUUUUGGUGCAGCGUCCACACAUCACUGCAGCCGCAGCACCAAUCCGUCUGUCAAUCUCCCGCUCCCCUCUUCCUUCACUCAUGAACAAGACCCUGAGAUACUUAAACUCCUCCACUUGGGGCGGCAACCCCUCCCUGACACAGCGUGGGUGCGGCACCCUUUUCCAGCUGAGAGCUGUGGCCUCAGACUUGGCCGAGGGCUCAUUAUCACCAUCAAGUUUGUCUUCAUCAUUUCCACAUUAUCUUCAUCAUCAAAGCUAUCAUAAUCUGUGAGUGGAGUGACAAGAGGGAAUAUUGGUUUCCCAAUUUUAUUAA